Pungitius pungitius (ninespine stickleback) is the source of this 2071-nucleotide messenger RNA. RefSeq names its product caveolae associated protein 4b (gene cavin4b). Gene Ontology annotation, biological process: regulation of gene expression. NCBI's taxonomy places the organism in Eukaryota, Metazoa, Chordata, Actinopteri, Perciformes, Gasterosteidae. The record is from RefSeq and is a predicted model, not a curated record. Gene Ontology annotation, cellular component: cytoplasm; caveola. The transcript has 2 exons. The coding region runs from base 318 to 1253 and encodes 311 amino acids.
UGGAGUCUCCCAGCUGGUCGGACCAGUUCCAGGGUCAGUGGCAGAGGGGUCCGGUCCUCCUGUCCUCCUCCUUUUCUCUUCUUCUCUCUCACCGGAGGCUUCUGUUCCUCUUCACUCCUCCUCGUUAUCUUUGCUUGGAUCAGCCGAUGCCUCCACCCUCCUUCUUCUCCUCCUUCUCCUCCUCCUCCUCCUCACCGUGGCUUUGAACUUCUUUACUUCCCUCAAAGAAACAGCCGUUCUCCUCGUCCACCCUCCUCUUCCUCCUCCCUUCUUCCUUUCUACGCUCGGGUUCUCUGGGUUCCGAGUGACCAGCGAACAUGGCGGACAAACAGGGCGUGGCGGCGGGCGGCGGGGAGGACGUGGGGAGCAUCAUGGCGCUGCUGGAGCGCGUGGCGGGCCUCAUGGACAGCGUGCAGACCACGCAGCAGCGCAUGGAGGAGCGUCAGCUGGAGCUAGAGAGCACGGUGAAGACCAUCCAGACGGACGUGGUCAAGCUGACCGCCGACCACGCCAACACCAGCUCCACCGUCGACCGGCUGCUGGAGAAGACGCGCAAGGUCAGCCGCCACAUCAAGGACGUCAGGGUGCGCGUGGAGAACCAGAACCUGAGGGUGAAGAAGGUGGAGGCCACCCAGGGAGACCUCCUUGCAAAGAACAAGUUCAGGGUGGUCAUCUAUCAGGGCGACCAGGAGGUGAAGGCCGUCGCACCGGGGAAUGAGCCAGCAGAACCCAGCGGCAGCGCCGGCGCCCGACCCGAGGUGGAGCCGGACAACUUCGAGCUGCCUCCGGAUUCGGAUGAGGAGUACAUGGUGGUGGAGGAGGCCGACUCCUCGGCGGCCGGCCGGGCCAAGAAGACGGGGCUGACGCGCAUCGAGAGCUUCAAGGCCACGUUCUCCAGGGAGAACAUGAGCAAGACCCGCGAGAACCUGGGCACCAAGGUCAACAAGUUCGGCGAGCGCAUCGUGACGGCCGAGAGGCGCGAGAAGAUCCGGCAGUCGGGCGAGAGGCUGAAGCAGUCGGGCGAGAGGCUGAAGGAGACCAUCAGCAAGAGUGUCCCGGCCAAGCUGAACCUGAAGAAGGAGAGGACUGUGGCGGAGGGGCAGGAGGGGGCCGAGGGCGGCGCCGAGGGGGCCGCGCCCGUCCCUCCGCCCAAAGGUCGCAAGGGCGGCGCCGACGCCAGCAAGGCGGCCGCCGAGGAGGCCAAGGCGGACGAGUCCGAGGUGCCGAUGUACGACAUGAAGCAGCUGUCGUAAGAUCUGGGCCCGUUUCUGUGGCCUCCGAGGCCAGAAAAGGGGGAGGAGCUGGAGGAGGUGAAGAUUGACAUUGGGGGGGGGGGGGGGUUGUCGAGGGAAGUUUCUGAACCCGAGCGGGUUCCUCAAAUCAGCGCAGUUAUCGUGAGUUCUGGAUGUCCAAUCAGGAGAUAGAAGAACAAACGCGUUGAGAGGCUCAAUGAUUAAAGUUCAAAGGUUACAAACUGUCCCUGAGGAUCGACUUGAAUAAAGUGGACUUAACAGAAACCGUGUCUCCUUUUAAUUGUCCAGCAAAUUUUGGGAAACUUUGAAGAUGUCGCAGAAUGAAGAAAAGCUAAUUGGGUUGCUGCUGAGUUUAAGGAGGAAUUAGUUCCAACCUUCAUGUGGGUCGAAGAAGGAGAAGAAGAAGAAGAAGAAAAGUAAUCACACGUCAUGAGAAUAAUUUAUGUAUGUAUGUCAGAAUGUGUUUGUUUAGGACAAAAAACACCUCAGGCCAGAGUUUUUAAAUGUUUACAUUGAGAAACUUUAAGCUGAGACACAGUGAGCAAACAGCUAAUUAGCGCUAGCAGCCAUGUUGAGAGGCAUUUAUUUUAUUUUUAAAGGUAUUUAAAUUUAAAUAGUCAUAGUUAAACAUUGUAAUAUUUGAUGUCAUUAAGCUGAACAUAAAGCAGUUUUCUUGUGACUAGGACAUUGUUUGUUUUUAGCGUUGGUUAGCAUUGGUUUGCGUUGGUUAGCGUUGGUUAGCAUUAGUUAGCUCAUGGCGGUAAGAGCUGCCGGUUUGUGUGGGAUUGUCACAUAAAAAUAAAAGUUGACUUCUGUGA